Suillus clintonianus is the source of this 701-nucleotide messenger RNA. Its product is annotated as cytochrome b-c1 complex subunit 8. NCBI's taxonomy places the organism in Eukaryota, Fungi, Basidiomycota, Agaricomycetes, Boletales, Suillaceae. The record is from RefSeq and is a predicted model, not a curated record. Gene Ontology annotation, biological process: mitochondrial electron transport, ubiquinol to cytochrome c. Bases 70 to 375 code for a protein of 101 amino acids. The transcript has 5 exons.
CCUCGGGUCUAAACAUCCAACGCCGCACCCAUCGAUUCAGCCAACCGUCAGUGUAUCACUCCGCCCAUCAUGCGUCCCACUGCUGCCCGUUCAGAAGGAAUGCCUGGACCUAAAACAUUUAGCCCUUGGUGGGGCGACACCAGCAUGCAUAAACAGAGAGGAGUGGUUGUUUACAGUGUCUCGCCAUUUAGACAGCGGGGCUCCAAAGCCAUGAUCAGAGGAUGGCUAUUCAACGGCUACAGGCGUCUUGCUGCCCAAGUUCCCUACUGGAUAGUCCCCUUUGCUAUUGGAUAUGGAACAUAUACCUGGGCUAAAAGCCGUGACGCUUGGCAGAACAGCAAAGCCGGACACAUUGCACUGGGCGGCCACCACUGAGGUAUCUUGUUAGAUUUGCCAGUUCCGAAAUAGACUUGCUUUCGUUUUAAUGGUUCUGUUACGCCACGUCUUCCUGAUAACCGACCACGCGUUUGUCAUAAUCAGAAUGUUCGUUCCCCUGAACUGUGGUUCCUGCGUGAUACUUGAUGAUACCAUACCCGUUAACAGUGGCCUAUUAUCAACCUAUUAUUAAUGGGAUUUCAAAGCUAGACUCGUCAUCCUAAGGAGCAAUUUGACGCGAUAAUGAAGAACCAGGCUGAUAAAUUUGUGAUCACGACUAAUUGCGCCAGAGAGGGGUUAUGUAUAAAUGUAGCGAAAGUUGCACG